GGUAACUAUGUCGGGAAAUGGUAAUAAUGUUAGCCUAGAGUUUAACUUACUCUUAUCACGAGGCAGAUACUAUGUCCAGUCAUAGAAAGGGUUGCUGACAUAGUGUCAAUAGACCCCCCUCUCCCUGUAUGGUACAUACACGCUACGUAAGCCGGUUCUACGUUCGGUAUUCUUACCCCUACAUCUAUCAUAUCCUUCCAUCUCGUCCCGGCCUGCCUACACGCGGACUGCCGCCAACCUCCCGCAUACAGGUUGCCAGCCUUAGGAACAACCGAAAAUUCAACAGAAGCUUGCACGCUUAGAAAUCUACACCUGAGUUCUCCUGCUGACGCAACCCGGCCUCGCUCACGACCGCUUCGCUCCCCCGCUCCCCCCGUACCAGACACUAUUCCCGCAGACACGACAGGCAAUAUUCGACAGCCGAGCCUCCCGAUCGCCGUCCGCAACGAUGGAUAUGCGAAAUAACCUCCUCGGCAGGGGCCCCCGCGCCGGGCGUCCCGAGCAAGGUGGCUACGGCCAAGUCCCCCAGGGCCGGCCGCCGCCGCCGCCGCGAGACUACGGUGGCCCCCCGGAACCCGACCCCAGAGACGCCUACGGGGCGCCGCCACCAAGCUACGGCGCGAACCCCGUCUCACCCCCUCAGCAGAGAGCCCCCCGCCAGAACCCGCCUUCGAGCCGCCAGAACCUGCCCCCGAGCCGCCAGGUCCAACUCCGAUUAGCCAAGCUGGAAAAGGGUGAUCUCGCCGAUCAAUACAUCUUCGGCAACAUCUGUGCCGUCUCCCCGCAAGACUUCCCUCCCGACCCCUACGGCAACGACCUGCAUAUUCUCCUCAACGGAAACUUCGUCGUCACCGCCCGCCCGACCGAGUACAUCCCGCCGGGCUGCAUAAGUCUGUCCGAUCCCCAGCGAACAUGGUGUGAAAUCAGUUUGACCGACGUCGUCGUUGGGGAGAGGUUCGACCACAAGGUGCCCCUCGGUAGUAUGGAUGUCGAGAUUGGGUUCGCAUCCGCGCGGAAGAUAACGGAAGUCCCGUACGACCAGGACGAGCUCGCCGACGCCUUCACCAAAAUGUUCCAGGGUCAGAUCUUUGCCCCCGGGCAACGGCUGAUCAUGGACUACAGGGGAAUCACGCUAAUGUUCAUCAUUAAGACGGUUCAGCUGCUCGAGUUGCUCGGAAAUGAGAAUGGCCAGCCCGUAGAAUCCUCUUCCAGGCCCAGCACGCGAGGUGUGCUAGUCCCCAGCACAUCCGAGAUCAACUUCUUCAAAGAUGCCAAAAAUCCCAUAAAAUUAAAAGGCUCGACGAAGAGACCCGCUACGAACGCUAUUCUUCGGCCCGACUUCAAGUUCGCCGACAUGGGCAUCGGCGGCCUCGACGACGAAUUCAGCACAAUUUUCAGACGCGCUUUCGCGUCCCGCGUGUUUCCGCCGGGUCUCGUAGAGCAGAUGGGCAUCUCUCACGUGAAGGGUGUUCUGCUUUACGGACCGCCGGGGACGGGUAAGACGCUGAUCGCCAGACAAAUCGGCAAGAUGCUGAAUGCCCGCGAGCCGAAGGUUAUCAACGGCCCGGAAAUCCUCAAUAAAUACGUAGGCCAGUCCGAGGAGAACGUCAGAAAGAUGUUUGCCGACGCCGAAAAGGAGUACAAGGAGAAGGGCGAAGAGAGCGGGUUGCAUAUCAUCAUUUUCGACGAACUGGAUGCCGUCUGCAAACAGAGGGGCAGCGGGUCAGGCGGCACCGGCGUCGGCGACAGCGUAGUCAACCAACUGCUCUCCAAGCUCGACGGUGUCGACCAGCUCAACAACAUCCUAUUAAUAGGCAUGACUAACCGGAAGGACAUGAUCGACGACGCGCUGCUCCGGCCGGGACGUCUCGAAGUUCACGUCGAAAUCUCUCUUCCUGAUGAGAACGGCCGCGUGCAGAUUCUGAACAUCCACACUGCCAAGAUCAGGGCUAUGAAAAAACUAGCCGACGAUGUCAGUUUAGACGAGCUUGCUCAUCUGACCAAGAACUACUCGGGCGCGGAAAUUAGCGGUCUCGUCAAGGCCGCGCUCUCGUAUGCGUUCACCAGGCAUACAAAGUUAGGAGACGUUACCGGUGUCAGCGGAAAUCCCCAGGACGUGAUGCUCAUGCGAGCCGAUUUCAUGAGAGCCCUAGAGGACGUCAAACCGGCCUUUGGUGUGUCGGAGGAAGAGCUCAGCGACGCCGCUCCGUACGGAGUCAUCGACUACAGCCCGCACAUCCAGUCCAUCCUCUCCACGGGCCUCAGCUUCGUCCAGGCGGUCCGCACCUCGGAGAAGUCGCACCUGUUCUCGGUCCUGGUGCACGGUCCGCUAGGGGCCGGGAAGACGGCGCUCGCGGCGGAGAUCGGACUCAAGUCGGAGUUCCCCUUCGUCAAGCUCAUCCGGCCGAUCGACGUGGGCACGAACGAGGCGGCGAAGCUCGAGUACCUGCGGCGCGCCUUCUCGGACGCGUACAAGUCGGCCCUCAGCAUCGUGAUCCUCGACAGCGUCGAGAAGAUCAUCGACUGGAACCCCAUUGGGCUGAGGUUCUCGAACGCCGUCGUGCAGUACCUGGGCGCCGUGCUCGAGACCCGACCUCCCAAGAACCGACGACUCCUCAUCAUCGCGACGACGAGCCAGCGGUCGAUGCUGGACCAGCACGGCGUGUUCGCGUUCGACCGGGAGAUCGCGGUGCCGGCGGUCAAGGAUCACGGGGAGCUGCAGGCGCUGCUGGCGGCGUCGGGCAAGUUCCGGGACGGCGGGGACGUGGCGCAGGCGCUGGCGGAGCUGCGCGGGCUCACGGGCACGACGCAGGUCGGCAUCGGCGUCAAGGCCGUCUUCUCGGCGCUCGAGACCGCCGCCGUGCGCGACCCGUUCCCCGUCAGCCUCGCCGAGGACAUCAGCGCCGUCAUGGCCGCGAGGAACCCGGGGGACUACUAGAGGGGCGCGCGGGGAAAGGGCCGAGGGGGUAGACGAUGUACAAGGCGAGCAGAGAGAGGCGAGCAGAGAGGGGCGAGAGGAACAGAUAGAGGCCGAAUGGACAUACAGACGUACAGGCCGGGACGGGGGCGUGGUGUCGACAUAGGCAUUCUCGGUCUGCCUACGCUCAGAGCGAGGUAGGUAGGUUACGAAAAGCAUACGUUAUAUGCAGGCCGUAAGGCCGCGAAGCACGAUGAACGGAGACAUUAAUGAGGUCAAUACUCUGCUUCCUCUCUCUCUCUCCCCUUCUCAUUCUACGCGUGUGUGGGAGGCUCCGGGGAAGCGUAAGAGGUUAGGAGUACGAGGAGAAAUAUCAAUUGCAUAGAAACUA
Messenger RNA from Durotheca rogersii, 3308 nucleotides. RefSeq names its product AAA-domain-containing protein. The transcript has 3 exons. Gene Ontology annotation, cellular component: Golgi stack. Gene Ontology annotation, biological process: intra-Golgi vesicle-mediated transport; SNARE complex disassembly; Golgi to plasma membrane protein transport. Lineage: Eukaryota; Fungi; Ascomycota; Sordariomycetes; Xylariales; Xylariaceae. Gene Ontology annotation, molecular function: ATP hydrolysis activity; ATP binding. Bases 449 to 2938 code for a protein of 829 amino acids. The record is from RefSeq and is a predicted model, not a curated record.